Molecule: messenger RNA, 3538 nt
Organism: Pelobates fuscus (common spadefoot toad)
Lineage: Eukaryota; Metazoa; Chordata; Amphibia; Anura; Pelobatidae
Gene: MAN2B1
Product: mannosidase alpha class 2B member 1
Exons: 24
Coding region: 56-3031 (991 amino acids)
Biological process (GO): mannose metabolic process
Cellular component (GO): lysosome
Molecular function (GO): alpha-mannosidase activity; carbohydrate binding
Source: RefSeq, a predicted model, not a curated record
AUGACAUGUAGGUCUCCCAGCAGCAGAGCCUGGAGCUCAGUCUCCUCUCAGCAACAUGGAGGGGGCAUUGCUGCUAAUAGUGAUCCUAGGGGCUGCAGGGACCAUGCACCUGGGGGAAGCCUGCGGGGAACAGACGUGCCCUGCAGCCCCCGAUGGCCUCGUGAACGUGCACCUCAUUCCUCACACUCACAAUGAUGUGGGCUGGCUGAAGACAGUGGACCAAUAUUAUUAUGGAGCCCAAAACUAUAUUCAGCAUGCUGGGGUGCAAUAUAUUUUGGACUCGGUAAUCUCUCAGCUGCUCUUGGAUGCCAAGAAAAGGUUCAUUUAUGUAGAAUCUGCAUUUUUCUGGCGUUGGUGGAGCCAACAGUCGGAGGGAUUAAAGAAGGAUGUUCGGAACCUUGUUCAAGAGGGUCGCCUGGAGUUUAUUAAUGGAGGAUGGACUAUGAAUGAUGAAGCUGCGACCCACUACAGUUCCAUCAUUGACCAGAUGACACUUGGAUUGAAAUUUCUUCAGUCAACCUUUGGUGAAUGUGGAAGACCUCGGGUAGCCUGGCACAUUGAUCCCUUCGGACACUCACGGGAGCAGGCCUCACUGUUUGCCCAGAUGGGGUAUGAUGGCCUGUUCUUUGGCCGGCUGGAUUAUCAGGAUAAGGAAAAUAGAGAAAAAAACAAACAGAUGGAGAUGGUUUGGAGAGGAAGUGAUGACUUGAAUCCACCCGUUGCCGAUCUCUUCACUGGUGUCCUCCCUAAUGGUUACAACCCACCAAACGGAUUUUGCUGGGAUCAGUUUUGUUCUGAUUCUCCAAUCAUGGAUAAUCCACUCAUGGAGGAUUAUAAUGCAGAUGCUGUGGUGACCAACUUUCUUUCCGUUGUAGACCAGCAGUCCCAGCAUUAUCGCACUAACCAUCUCAUUAUGACCAUGGGAUCUGACUUUCAGUAUGAGAAUGCCAAUCUAUGGUACAAGAACAUGGACAAACUGAUCACUCUGGUCAAUGCCAAGCAAACUAAUGGCAGUAAAGUGAAUGUAUUCUACUCAACCCCAAGCUGCUACCUGAAUUUCCUGAACAGAGCCAACAUGUCCUGGCCCAUUAAGACGGAUGACUUUUUCCCGUAUGCUGAUGGUGCCCAUAUGUUUUGGACGGGAUAUUUCACCAGUCGUCCAGCCUUCAAACGCUACGAGAGGUUAAGCAACAACUUCUUACAGGUCUGUAACCAGUUGGAGGCUUUAACAGGAAUGGCAGCAAGGAAUGGACCAUAUGGAACUGGUGACAGCUCUGUGCUUAGGCGUGCGAUGGGUGUUGCUCAGCAUCACGAUGCAGUGACGGGAACAGCUAAGCAGGCUGUGGCCGAUGAUUAUAAUGUCCGCUUGUAUAAGGGAUGGGACUCCUGCCAGACUCUCAUCAGUAAUGCUCUCUCCAAUUUGAUGGGAACGAAGGAAAACUUUGUGUUUUGUACUUUGUUGAACAUCAGUGUGUGUCCGUUCUCGGAGGCAGCCAAAACUUUCAAUGUGAUCCUCUACAACCCUCUUGGACGCAGUGUCACAUGGAACGUCCGCCUCCCUGUCAGUGGUCGCAAGUACUUGGUGCUUGGCUCCUCUGGUGAGCCUAUACGAAAUGAGGUGGUUCCUGUGUCUGAAUUCACAAAGGCCGUACGUAGGGAUAAAGGGCAAGCAGAGCAGGAGCUCAUUUUCCAAGCUGAAAUACCCCCAUUGGGCAUUAGCAAGUUUGCAAUAGGAGCACUGACUACACAGGGGCUGUUCGUUAAGCCCAAGAAGCUCCUGCAACAUCCCAACUCAAUCCAGAACCAGUAUUAUCAAGUUGAUUUUGAUCCUGGCACAGGGUUAAUUGCUGGAAUUCGUAACCUGGAAAAAGGAAUUUCGUUACCUUUAACACAAAGUUUAUACUGGUAUAAAGCUAGUGCCGGUAAUGCAGGCAGUGCACAGGUGUCUGGAGCUUACAUAUUCAGACCGAACCAAACUGAAGUGGAGCAUGUGACACAGAAAGUCCAAACUUACCUAGUUGAGAACUCGCUGGUCCAAGAAGUGUAUCAGAAUUUUUCAUCUUGGUGUUCCCAAGUGGUCCGAUUAUACAAAGACCAAAGAUAUGUGGAGCUGGAAUGGACAGUAGGCCCGAUUCCCAUUGGGGAUGGACAGGGAAAGGAAGUGAUCAGUCGUUUUGACACCAAACUCCAGACUGAUGGAGGCUUUUAUACAGAUGCAAAUGGCAGGCAAAUUCUACAGAGAAGGAGGAACCAUCGUGAGACUUGGGAACUUGAACAGACUGAACCUGUAGCUGGAAACUAUUAUCCUGUAAAUAGUCGGAUUUAUAUCAAGGAUAAAGACACUCAAUUCACAGUUCUAACCGAUCGAUCUCAGGGCGGAUCCAGCAUCACAGACGGAUCAGUGGAGCUGAUGGUUCACCGGCGCCUCCUGCUGGACGAUUCACGUGGGGUAGGGGAGCCCCUUUUUGAGCCAGGGCAGUACGGAGAGGGCCUUGUGGUGAGGGGGAGACAUUUACUGCUUCUGGACUCUCCCAGAGAUGCUGCUGAACAGCACAGGCUUCUUGCUGUGCAGGAGUACAUGUCACCCCAGAUCAUACUCUCCUCCACUGAUGGAGCCCCGUACUAUAAAGGCAACCCAUCGCGUACACAGUUCUCAGGGCUGCAGGCAGCUCUCCCUCCAAAUGCUCACCUCCUUACAUUUGCUCUGCGAGAGCCAAACAAAGUGCUGAUCCGUCUAGAGCAUCCAUUUCAGGGACAGGAAAGCAGCAAUUAUUCACAACCGAUCACAGUCAACUUGCAGACCUUGUUCUCCACCGUGUCUUUAUCAGACUUUAUAGAGACAACACUGUCUGCUAAUGAAGAGAAGAACAAAGUGAAACGCAUGAGCUGGAGGACAGGGAAAAGCUCCCCAUCGCUGGCAGAUAUUGCCCAUUCUGCCCUGGAUCCUUCUAACGUGACUCUGAAUCCUAUGGAGAUCCGUACUUUUCUGGCCACUAUCCACUACAAGUCUCAGGUGUGGGAAAGCCGGUAAAGGACGGGUAAAAGACAUGAACCAUUGUCCUGAGGAGCCCCUGUACCCUCCACAUGUAGGGUAGCUCAACUCUUUCAAUUGUGCCUUAAGUCAGUGUGCCAUCCACAAUACCCCAUACCCCCACUCAACCUUUCCGAUAUGACAUUAAACUGCCAUCUUGCCAUAAGCAGUUCAUACAAUACAAAUUUAAACAUGCUACCGAGACAUUGAAGUAUUAUCUACGAGUUAUUCCCUGAACCAGGAAUUUGAUUCAAUUAACAAGGGGAUUUCAAAAUACCUGGUCUGGACAUUUUUUACAACUCCUUCCCAGAAAAGUGAAUAAACAUUUUGCAUGAAGAAGGAAUAUAAUACAUGUAUUAUAUUCCUUUUUAAUGCAAAAUGUUUAUUCACUUUUAAAUAUAUUACGUCAAAUGCGUCUGUUCUGAUACUUUACAUUUAAAUAAACACGUGUUGUUACAACUGGAGUGUUUAAGAGCAAAGAAAUCUCUUUAAUCAGUUCCAUAACAA